UUUUUUUCUUUUCUUUUUUUUUUUUUUCGAACGUGAAUGUCAUGUUCCUAUUUAAGUAUAUAUACAUACAUAUAUACAUAGAGAAACAAAUGAUUAUAUAGCAAUAUUUGUUAUAUAUAGCAAUUUAACUUUUUUCUCGAAAAUAAAACACGACAAAUAAUAUAUUAAUAUUUAGGGUAUACACAAAGACUUCGACAUUUCGGAGAAAGAUAAAGUUUACCUUAUUUAAUUUUUCCUCCUCUCGUUCUUGUUCAAUUGGAAUUUUACUAUCACCAUAACAAAUUGAUCUCGUGUCUCGAAUCCUUUUUUAUAUCGGGAUCGUACCAGAUACUAAUGUUGGUACACGCUCGACACGAUUUUUCUCAUCGACCGGCCAACUUGUCGUUCGAAUUCCAACUGUUUAAAGUUCAAAGGUGAUCGAAUUCCCGUGACGAGCAUGGAUUUAACACGUAUUCCCUCGCCCCAAGGAUGAUAUUUUAUCUUGUUGAAACACGUUGACAAAUUGAAAGAGCAAGAUUAAGAUACGUAAAGAACGUGUCGACGAUGGCCCAUUAAAGAUUCGAAUAUUUCUGAAAAUCGUGGCAAAAUUCUGCGAAUCGAGCUAUGACGUGAACCUCGUCCCAGACAGUUAUAAUCUCCCUCUUUUUUUUCCUCCUUUUCUCUCAUCACACUGCCGCGACACCACGAGACUAUUUUUCUAUCACAACGUACGCGGAACACAAGUUUAAAGCACUUUGUCUGCACACAAAUCUAAAUUUACGAUCCCUUUAACAGCUUCCAAAGCUAUUUUCGUGGACGAAUGCAAGCGGCCUUGACUUUGUGCCCCUUCUUCGCACGUGAAUCUCGUUCUCACGUACCGGAAGAACCCGUGGAAACGUAAUCACUAAUAUUGUUUAACUUUCUAACAUUUCCACCUCGAUCAAAAAUAUCAUACUUGAUAUCCAAAACUUCCAUAUAUGAUGCAAACCAUGAAUUUUAAUUGCGUGUAUUUUCUAUCAAAAUCAUUCUGUUCAAAUAUCAGUAUCUAUUAUUAUAUAAUCUAUUAAUUAUUACAACUUUCAAGAAUUCAAUUCGAAGUUAAAAAUACAAAAAAAAAAAAUAAUAAUAAAUCGUUUUCCACUUUUAUAAGAAAUAGGUCAAAACAGAAAUAUUUCAACGUGCCCUUAAAUCGAAUCUAUAGUUUGUUGCAAAAUCCUCGAUUCAUUCAUCAUCUUGAAAACGUAAAAACUUCAACUAUCAAAUAUCACGAAGAAGACCUAAUUUCUGUUACACACGAUUAUCUCAUCGGUUCUGUUUGUUGAAAAAUCGUUUCUGCCGAUCGGUCAUUUCACAAACGCGUAUUAUUAAUAGUUCACGAUCCCGAUGGAUCGAUAAUCGUAAAAAUAAACGAUGGCUCGCGUUAUAUCGACACUUGCGCAAGUACUUACUUAGAUCCAUCGGAAUGGUGGCAUUCUCAUACAGCCGUGUUUCCUUACUGUAAUAAAAUAACGUGGUCCCGUAAAUAUCGGUUGUGAAAAAAAAAAUAAACAUAGCAAUGAAUAGUGAAGCCGUUUGACGAGGCCAUUUUUCAAUGUAAUUAACACGUAGAUUGAGAUUCGAUGAUUAUAUAAACUUUCUUAUAAAAUACAUAUUAUUAAGUUAUUGAAAAAUAAAGUAUUAGAAAAAUUGUUGAAGAAAUUAUAACGAUGAAAUUUGAGUUAUAAAUUUAGAAAAUUAAUAUUCGAAUGGUUGAAUAGAAAUUUUAAUUCUUUCUUGACAGAAUCCCAAUAAAAAUUAAUUCGAAACGAGACGAAGCAUUUAAAUUCACGAUAAAAGAUACUGUUCAAUCUCUAACUUUGAUUUUUUUUUAUUUUUUCUGUAAAUGUGUCGUAAAAUUUAGCAUUCGUUAAACUAUCGUUUCGAUAGAAAAAGAUUUCUUUCUUGAUAUUUUUAAACUUAAUACUAGCAUCAUCGAACCAAAGAAGAUUAAAACGAUCAAAAAGGAAAUAAUUAUUGACGAAUAAUUUAUUAUUAGCGGAAAAUACAAAAAUUUCUUGCCCAGUUUAAUAUUUUGUUUCCGCGUUACGACAUCGUUGACCGAUAGACGGUUCGUUUUCUGAAAUAUUGCGCCAUGAACGUAUUCUGUGGCGCCAUUUCGUUUGAAUGACAUAUACAGACAACUACCGAAUAUACAUAACCCAUAAAUUCAUAUUCACCCGCAACUCGAUUACUUAUCGCGCACUUACAACUACUUAAAACGUGCAACAUUCAACCGGCAAUAACUUCCAAUUAAUAUGCACGCGUGUUGCCACCUAAAACUAAUAAAUAAUCGGCUAAUAAUUUAAUUACCUCUAAAUAAUUUGUUGAAUAACAAAUUCAACAAAUCGUAUUUUCCAACUCGAUGAACAUUCCUCGUGAAUAUUGCAUUCGCGAUUAACAUUUUAAAAUUUAAUUGGCUAAUGUUCCUCGUAAAGAUCGGAUAAAAUAUGUAAUCGACUAGAGAAUAUGUUACCAUUUAUAUAAAUUUGUACAAUUUUUCUCCGGAUUUUUCUUUUACUUUAUUGCAUCACGUGUUUCUAUCCACGAUGCCAAGUGAAUCCAACACAUGCACGCGAACAUAAAUUAAUUUCGCCAACGAAAAAAAAAAAAAAGAAAAGAAAAAAGAUAGAGCAACACACAAAUGUAACCACUUGUAACAUAAGUAGCUAACGUAAUAAUAUAUUCUAUCUUCUACGAAAAAGAAUCUCAUAUUUAUAGACCAAGUAGCUCAUAACUUCUCUAUCAAACCGAUUUUAAAACGGUGUAUUUACGAUCUACAAAUACCUAAGAUUGUAAUUCACGCAAUCUCUCACUCAAUGAAUUCAAUUUUUCUCUCAUUGAAUCGCCGCGAUAGAAAGAAAGAAAAAAAGAAAAAUAAGCAAUCCAACGUAUAUAUAUAUAAUCCAAUGUACGUAAUUACAGCUCCAAUAAUUCCGUCUUCUUAUUUCCCUCUUGCUUCAUAAAUUCCACGUGUUGCAGCCACACAGCGCCAUUCCAAUUCCGCAAAAUAAACACAAACUAAUCCCCUUUGGCCCCGAAUACCGGGCCCAUAAAUUAAUCCCCUCGACCCCUAACAGCGGCACGAGCUCGAAAAACAAGGCUCCAUAAACAAUAGAUCAAAAAAUGGCGAUAAUGUAAACCGGGGGGGCACACGUAAUUGAGAUCGAUCUACUGGAACCAUCGAGGUUGGCGCCAGCCGAUAAAAAUGGCGGCUUGUCGCGGAUCGAAACUUUUCAUAUCGCGCUUACGUUAUAUACGCGUAUAAUUGAGAACGAAAGGAAGGAUGGAAUGCAAGGGAUCGGGAGAAGGAGGAGGGGGGAUAAAAAUAUUUUUUUCCGGCUAGCGCCGGCGCGCUUUCAGCAGAGAUAAUUCUACGUAGGAGAAACGAUUACGUUCGACAGGUCGACGCACGACUAAUAUCGAUUCCCGUCUAACGCUCACUAACAACUGGAGCAUGAAGGCAUUAUGUGCGCCUUUAUACGUACACACGUGAACGACGGCACCUCUAAUAUCCAAUUUCCUUCGUGUCGCAUCAUAACUCGUUUCUCACGAUGCAAAAUAUCUUGAUCGCGCGUCGAAACGGGCCUGUGUUGUUGCCUAUCGGUACAAGUGUUGCGUGCGUGUUGUAGGAUACGCGUGUGCGUCGAUGGCGGUGCUCGUGAGUCGGUCUCGAUAAAAAGUUUUAUUGGACGGAAUCGAGUUUUCGAGUAGCGGAUGGUGUACUUAAGAUAUUGAGGAGGAUCAAGAAAGGAAACGUAAGUUUUAUUAAAUUAUUGUAAUGGUGUGAUUCGAUGGUGCGAGUAGAAAAGAAGAAGAGUGUGUACGAGUGAAACAUGGCAUCGUGAUUUCAAUGACAGUCGAGGGAAUUAAAACUGAAUCGUGUGAUGCAAAACGACUGUCGUGCUCGAAAAAUGAUGACGAAUAAUUAUUCUCGAAAUCGCUUCGAAUCUCAUCUGGAAGAAUAUUAAUGGGAAGAAGCUUGUGGAAGAUGAUACGUGGAGCGUGAACCGGAAGAAGAAUGCUCUCCAAGAUGGAUCAAGCUGUUCUGCUCUCUCUGCUGAUAUCAUUGACGUGUUUUCUAAAUUCCUGCGAUGGACAUUUAAUCGAUGGGAUUUUCACGGAACCGACCUUGGAACGGGGUUACAAUUUGGUUGCCACGGUUCCUCGUGGUGCUGUGGUUUUGAACGUGACACAAUUACGUCACACGGAGAAUUAUUUGGCGGUCAAGUUGCAAGAUGGUAGCUACGUAUUCAAUGGAAAUUACAGUAUAAGUCUGCCUGGUAAGUAUCAAGCAGCUGGGACUAGUUUCGUCUACGUUCGUCAAAGUCCUCAAAAUUUGGAAAGUUUCUCUGCCAUUGGCCCGUUGGAAGAGCCCAUUGAUGUUAUGGUUUUAUAUCAAGAACCGAAUCCUGGGAUUGUAUAUCGAUACGUCAUCCCCGGAAGUGGAGUAUCUCCGAGUUCUCAUAUUGGACAUAAGACGAAAAGUUCUAUUUCAGCUUCUAACAAGAUUGGUGAAGCUAUUCCUCACAGGAAAAUAGAAGGCGGUUCUAAUAUCAAUGAUGGAACGCAAACAUAUCUUCCAAGACGGUACAAGAAAAGAAAAUUCUUUUGGAAACCAAGCGGUUAUACCGAGUGUAGUAAAACUUGUGGUGGAGGUACUCAGAUAUUGAAGUAUAUAUGCACGAGGGAACACACACAGACACCUGUGCCUGAAAAGAGAUGCCACGCGUUAGAAAAACCGCGAGAAACUCAAGUACGAUGCAAUACUACACCUUGCCUACCCAGAUGGAGAGCAGGCCCGUGGAGCCUUUGUUCGGUUACCUGCGGUAGCGGUACGCGUUCCAGGAGCAUAGAAUGCGUACAAGAAAUAACAGCAUCGUUGAUAAUGAGAAUAGCCGAUGGCGCCUGCGUGGAGCCUAAUAUCCUUCCUACUUCCGAGGUUUGCGAAAUGCCACGCUGUGAACUCGAAUCGAAGGUAGCGCCAACAACAUUACCGCCUCCGCAAUGGAGCGUGGGCACAUGGUCCACGUGUUCCACAACUUGCGGUCCAGGUACAAGAACAAGGAGUGCAACGUGCGUGACACAAGGUCCUGCGUGUAAUCUUGCAGAAAAACCUAUUACUCAAGAUGCUUGCGAUUUAGGACCCUGUACUACUAAAUCGCCACAAACGAAUGCUAUUUCCACGAGAAUCGAAAGUUCACAGUGGUUGUACACUGAAUGGUCCGAAGAGUGUUCCGCCGAAUGUGGAGUCGGUAUGCAAACGAGAAAGGUGUUCUGCGAAAAAGAUCCGGAGGGAGAAUUUUGCGACCAAUCGACAAGACCUGAAACUUCAAGAACCUGUUCCAGCAACAGAACCUGUAGUGGACAAUGGUUUACGGGACCAUGGACCGCGUGUUCCACGGAAUGUGACCAAGGAGAACAAGUCAGAGAAGUAGCCUGCAUAACUACGCUUCGUGGGUCUCUUCGUGUUGUUCUCGAUAUGAAUUGCCCUGCGAACAAACCGGAAAGUCGAAGAUCAUGCACCGCUCCACCAUGCACAUCCUCGUGGUUUAUAUCAGACUGGACAGAAUGUUCCCGAUCGUGUGGAAAAGGCGUUCAGAAGAGAGAAGUAAAGUGUCUGAACAGAGAGGGCCAGAUACCGGAACACCACGAGCUUCAUUGCAAAGAGAAGGAUCGACCUAUAUCUCGACGAACGUGCAAUGAUUAUCCUUGCAAGGAGGACAUGCACAGAUCUGAGAAUCAUCACACUGUCCUGCAAGUUCAAGACGAUCCGGAAAUCUCAAAUGUUCUCGAGGAAAAUCCACUUUGCAAGGACAGUACAUCUAACUGCAAUUUAGUGGCACAAGCUCGGCUCUGCAGUUACCAGUUUUACCAUCAGUUGUGCUGCCAAUCGUGUUCCAGAGCUAAGCAAGAUCUCGAAUGAUGAUCUGAAAUUCUGUCGAUCAACCAAAUGUAUCGUAAAUGGAAAUUUAAAGUAUCGAUGAUUGAUCGAAUCAUCUGAACGUAACCUUAUGAUAUUAUACGUGUCGUAGAAUUACUUACCCCUGCACUGCCUGAUGAAACAUUUUUAACGCCAAGUUUUAUGUAUAGAAAUGAUAUUAGAUCUCUAAACGAAAAUAAUAAUGAAAUAAUUGUUAUUAUAGAUAAUCCAUAGGUUUAUGAGCUUGGAUAAACUUUUAUAAAGGUUAAUAAAUUAAUAACAAUUGUCAACAAUUUAUAAUGUUUUGAAAAAUAGGUUAUUUAUCGAAUUAUAUACGUAGCUUUAAUUGUAAUUUUAUAGAAACGAUGGUAUUAAUGAAUGUAUAAUUAUUUAUGAUUAAUCUAUCUGUGAAAAUCGUUCGAGCUUUUUAUUUAAUAUUACGGAAAAAGUAAGUAUUAGGUUAAAUUAAAAUGAAAGGAAAAUGUAAAUUUUAAUACUAAAAAAAAAAUUCACGAGAUCGUCGACGAGAAAUUAUAGACUGAUCGCAUAAAUUAACGUAACAUUGGCAUUUAAUUUGUAUUAUUUUCCAUAGUUAUUAUUCGCUAUAAUAAAGUUUAUGCUUUCUA
Molecule: messenger RNA, 6564 nt
Organism: Apis cerana (Asiatic honeybee)
Lineage: Eukaryota; Metazoa; Arthropoda; Insecta; Hymenoptera; Apidae
Product: thrombospondin type-1 domain-containing protein 4
Biological process (GO): proteolysis; extracellular matrix organization
Cellular component (GO): extracellular matrix
Molecular function (GO): metalloendopeptidase activity
Source: RefSeq, a predicted model, not a curated record